CUGCUUAACAUAUCUAUGUAAUUUUAAACCAAAGAUCCGAUACUUCCUUUAUUACUGGCUAGCACUUUGCUUAAUACUGAUGCUGUAAUAGAUGCACUUAGAUAAGUUGGGUCUGCCCCUAAAGAAACCGCAUCUUGCAACUAUUCUCCUUCAGGACUCCACUAUUUAAGAAAUAAAUCUUCGAUCGACAGGGAGAAUAAAAUCUUCAGUUUUUUAAAAUGAUGUUUUUGAGGUGGUUGGUGAUAGUAGUUGAGUAAUGGCCACCGAGCAAUUGACCCACGUUCACACUCUCCGCGAGAGGCUUGAUGAAACUCUCAAAGCUCACAGGAAUGAAAUCCUGACCCUCCUGUCUAGGAUUGAAGCCAAGGGCAAGGGAAUUCUCCAACACCAUCAGGUCAUUGCUGAGUUCGAAGCAAUCCCUGAACAAAACAGGCAGAAACUAACUGAUGGGGCCUUUGGAGAGGUUCUGCGAUCUACCCAGGAAGCUAUAGUUUUGCCUCCAUGGGUUGCUCUGGCCGUUCGUCCAAGGCCUGGUGUUUGGGAGUACCUGCGAGUGAAUGUGCACGCUCUUGUUGUUGAGGAAUUGCGUGUCGCUGAGUAUCUGCAGUUCAAGGAAGAACUUGUUGAUGGAAGUGCUAACGGAAACUUUGUGCUGGAGUUGGACUUUGAACCCUUUAACGCAUCAUUUCCACGUCCAACAUUAAACAAGUCAAUCGGAAAUGGCGUGGAGUUCCUCAACCGCCACCUUUCUGCAAAAUUAUUCCAUGACAAGGAGAGCAUGCAGCCGCUACUGGAGUUUCUCAGACUCCACAGCCACAAGGGAAAGACUAUGAUGUUGAAUGAUAGAAUUCAGAACCUGAAUUCUCUGCAACAUGUUUUGAGGACAGCAGAGGAGUAUCUGGGCACUCUUGCUCCUGAAACACCCUACUCAGAAUUUGAUCACAAAUUCCAGGAAAUUGGUUUGGAGAGAGGGUGGGGUGACACAGCGGAGCGUGUCCUUGAGAUGAUUCAACUUCUGUUGGAUCUUUUGGAGGCACCUGACCCCUGCACCCUCGAGACCUUCCUCGGUAGAAUUCCCAUGGUUUUCAAUGUUGUGAUCCUUACCCCCCAUGGCUAUUUUGCUCAAGAUAAUGUCUUGGGUUACCCCGAUACCGGUGGCCAGGUCGUGUACAUCUUGGAUCAAGUCCGUGCUUUGGAGAAUGAGAUGCUUCAUCGCAUUAAGCAACAGGGCCUAGAUAUCACGCCCCAGAUUCUCAUUAUCACCCGUCUUCUCCCUGACGCAGUUGGAACUACUUGCGGCCAGCGCCUAGAGAAAGUGUAUGGAACUGAGCAUGCCAAUAUUCUUCGAGUUCCCUUCAGAUCAGAGAAAGGUAUUGUUCGCAAAUGGAUCUCAAGAUUCGAAGUCUGGCCCUAUCUAGAAACUUACACUGAGGAUGUUGCUCAUGAAAUUACCAAAGAGUUGAAGGGCAAGCCCGAUCUCAUCAUUGGAAACUACAGUGAUGGAAAUAUUGUUGCCUCUUUGUUAGCACAUAAGUUGGGCGUAACACAGUGUACCAUUGCUCACGCACUUGAGAAGACCAAAUACCCUGAUUCCGACAUUUACUGGAAAAAGUUUGAAGACAAAUAUCACUUCUCCUCCCAAUUUACAGCCGAUCUUGCUAUGAACCACACAGACUUUAUCAUCACCAGUACCUUCCAAGAGAUUGCUGGAAGCAAGGAUACUGUUGGACAGUAUGAGAGCCACACUGCAUUUACCCUUCCUGGGCUCUACCGUGUUGUUCACGGUAUUGACGUGUUUGAUCCAAAGUUCAACAUUGUGUCUCCCGGAGCAGAUAUGAGCAUCUACUUCCCCUACACAGAAACAAAGCGCAGGCUGACAUCUUUUCACCCCGAGAUUGAAGAGCUUCUUUACAGUUCAGUCGAGAAUGAGGAGCACAUAUGCGUAUUAAAAGACCGAAGCAAGCCAAUCAUCUUCACCAUGGCAAGAUUGGACCGUGUGAAGAACAUCACGGGACUUGUCGAGUGGUACGGUAAGAACGCGAGGCUGCGUGAGCUGGUGAACCUGGUGGUUGUUGCUGGGGACAGGAGAAAGGAGUCGAAGGACUUGGAGGAGAAGGCUGAGAUGAAGAAGAUGUACGGCCUCAUCGAGACCUACAAGUUGAACGGGCAGUUCAGAUGGAUUUCGUCGCAGAUGAACAGGGUGAGGAAUGGGGAGCUGUACCGAGUGAUAUGCGACACAAAAGGAGCAUUUGUGCAGCCUGCUCUAUACGAAGCAUUUGGGCUGACUGUUGUGGAGUCCAUGACCUGCGGAUUGCCCACAUUCGCUACUUGCAAUGGUGGGCCGGCGGAGAUCAUAGUUCACGGCAAAUCUGGAUACCACAUUGACCCAUACCACGGGGAUCGGGCCGCCGAAACGCUCGUGGAAUUCUUCGAGAAGUGCAAGGCAGACCCAACCCACUGGGACAAGAUUUCCCAGGGAGGACUCAAACGUAUUCACGAGAAGUACACAUGGCAGAUCUACUCGGAGAGGCUUCUGACUCUCACCGGUGUGUAUGGCUUCUGGAAGCAUGUGUCCAAGCUUGACCGCCGUGAAAGCCGCCGCUAUCUGGAGAUGUUUUACGCCCUCAAGUACCGUAAAUUGGCCGAGUCUGUGCCCCUCGCCGUUGAAGAGUAAAUCAGAAAGUUGAAGAGUGAUUCGUGAAAUGGAGGAUCCGGCUUUGCUCAUUUUGGUGUUUUCCAGAGUUUUUAUAGUCCAUGUGGUCUAUGUCUUUGAUUUUGACUUUGUCAUCACGUUGGGUCAUAAAAAGGAAAGAAAAAAAAAAAAAAAGUCCUUUCGGCUUCGUUUUUGUUCUUCCAGAUUCUUUUUCUUUGCCAUAUUGGAAUGAUUGGAAAUCUACGAAGACGGGCGCACUUGGCCCAUCAA
Molecule: messenger RNA, 2923 nt
Organism: Neltuma alba
Lineage: Eukaryota; Viridiplantae; Streptophyta; Magnoliopsida; Fabales; Fabaceae
Product: sucrose synthase-like
Biological process (GO): sucrose metabolic process
Molecular function (GO): sucrose synthase activity
Source: RefSeq, a predicted model, not a curated record